AUGAAUACUUCUUCUGUAUUUUGGUCACGUCUCAUCAUAUGUGUUAUGUCAGUCACAUUUUUUUUGUUAUAUGCAUCGCAGAAUCGUAAAUUUCGUUUGGAAUAUUUACGAAUAACACGCAAAUAUGCUGAAUCAAUACGCAAUUCAGAAGGCUUAGCUGCACAAUUGCAGGUUAUCAUUGAUCGUCACAGAUGGACACAAAAAUUGCUUGAAGAAUUGCGCGCGAGAUAUGACCGCAAAAUUAACGAGAACUACGAGAAGUGUCGUAAGGCGAUUUAUGAGAAUUCCACUUGCAAGGCAGAUUUAAUAAAAUGUACGAAGCAAUUAUCGGAAAAUGAAAAAAAUUAUUUGGAAUUGAUUGAUACGAUUCGGACAAAUGUUGAAGAUUCCUUUAAUAGUGAUAAAGUAAGAGGCUAG
Molecule: messenger RNA, 417 nt
Organism: Dracunculus medinensis (Guinea worm)
Lineage: Eukaryota; Metazoa; Nematoda; Chromadorea; Rhabditida; Dracunculidae
Source: the annotation of a GenBank genome assembly